AUGCUGUUCACCACCACUAUUCUUGCCGCGCUGGCUGCUGCUCCCGCCCUCGCUCUGCCCACCAUCGAAGCGAAGGGCUCCAAGUUCUUCACCAGCGACGGAGACCAGUGGUACAUCAAGGGCGUGGCAUACCAACUGACUCCCGACGACCCCCUCGCCCAGGGAGACCAGUGCCAGCUCGACGCCAGCUUGAUGAAGACGCUCGGUGCCAACGCCAUUCGUGUCUACCACGUUGACCCCGCCGCCGACCACGACGCCUGCAUGAGCGCCUUCUCCGAUGCUGGCAUCUACGUCUUCCUCGACCUCGACACCUUCUCCACGUACGUCCUCCCCGACAACCCAUCCUGGAACGACACCCAGCUCCAAGCCUACAGCAAAGUCAUGGACGUCUUCCACAACUACGACAACGUCGCCGGCUUCUUCGUCGGCAACGAAGUCCUCACCACCGGCGCCAACUCGAUCGCCGCCCCUUACGUCAAGGCCGCUGCUAGGGACAUGAAGGCCUACCGCGACUCCAAGGGGUACCGCAACAUCCCCGUCGGCUACUCUGCCGCCGACAUCGCCCAGCUGCGUCCCAACCUCCAGAACUACCUCGCUUGCGGAUCUAACACGUCCGAGUCGCUGGACUUCUUCUCCUUGAAUGCGUACGAGUGGUGUGGUGAAUCGACGUUUCAGACGAGCGGCUACGCCGAGCUUCAAAAGAACGCCUCCGACUACAACAUCCCCAUCUUCUUCUCCGAAACAGGCUGCAACCAACCCUCCCCGCGCAACUUCGGCGACCAAUCCGCCAUCCUCGGCCCAGACAUGGCAGACACCUGGUCCGGCGCCAUCGUCUACGAAUGGAUCCAAGAAGCCAACGAGUACGGCCUCAUCACCUACAACCCCUCCUUCGACACAGACCCGGCCAACUUCGCCGUCAGCGGCACCCCGACGCCUCGCUCGCCGGAUUUCGACAACUUGAAGAGCCAGUGGGCGACGCUCUCACCCACCGGUGUCAAAGCGGCGGACUACAGGCCGAGUCUCACCCCGCCGCCCUGUCCUGCGUUCACGAGUGCGUUGUGGGAAGUCAACCGCGAUGUCGCCCUCCCGACUCUGAACCAGAAAUUCGACGCGCAGGUCUCGAGCGCAAUCAAAUCCGGAGGCUCUGCGGCCGCGGAGAGCACCGGCGAUGCGGCUUCUUCGGCCAGCUCAUCGAGCAGUUCGUCGUCGGGCCAGCGUGCUGUGGGUGUGGAGUCGCUUUUCUAUACUGUUCUGAGUUUGGUGUUUUUGUGGUGA
Molecule: messenger RNA, 1275 nt
Organism: Zasmidium cellare ATCC 36951
Lineage: Eukaryota; Fungi; Ascomycota; Dothideomycetes; Mycosphaerellales; Mycosphaerellaceae
Product: glycoside hydrolase family 72 protein
Exons: 3
Coding region: 1-1275 (424 amino acids)
Biological process (GO): fungal-type cell wall (1->3)-beta-D-glucan biosynthetic process
Cellular component (GO): cytoplasm; fungal-type cell wall
Molecular function (GO): 1,3-beta-glucanosyltransferase activity
Source: RefSeq, a predicted model, not a curated record